This is a messenger RNA of Nakaseomyces glabratus, 3852 nucleotides long. RefSeq names its product SKI complex RNA helicase subunit SKI2 (gene SKI2). Lineage: Eukaryota; Fungi; Ascomycota; Saccharomycetes; Saccharomycetales; Saccharomycetaceae. Gene Ontology annotation, cellular component: Ski complex. Gene Ontology annotation, biological process: nuclear-transcribed mRNA catabolic process, 3'-5' exonucleolytic nonsense-mediated decay. Gene Ontology annotation, molecular function: RNA binding; RNA helicase activity; ATP binding. The record is from RefSeq and is a predicted model, not a curated record.
AUGGCUUUCACAGAUAUCGAAGAAGCAUACACCUCUCUCAAGGAGGUAAUUGUAUCCAAUGACUUUGAUGAAGAGUUCUUGAACUUAAAAGCACCGGAGCCAAAAGAUAUAGAAAAAUCUGUCGAGGAAGAGAACCAGGAUAUAUACAAUCGGUUCAUUAAGCCAACUAAUGCUUUAUCUUGGGAAUUACUAGACCUGGUACAGGAGUUACCUCCCAUGAAUUUUAUGGGCAACAAGUCCCUAGAUGUAAGUAAUAUCGCUGAAGAUAGUUAUGAUUACAAAAAGUUUAUUAGCUUGCCUCAACCACAGUGCAAAACUUCCUAUUUCUUUAAGAGAAGAGGGAUAGAGGGGAAAAUCACAGACUACAAGGAACAGGUAUCACUAAAGGAUAUAGCUAAUGCAAAUGCAUCAAACUCACUGUCUUUAAAUCGUUCAAUUAACUUUCAUGGUAAUACCGUUCGGGGAUCCACUGCACAGUUACCCUUUACACCUGGUGGUGUAGUCAUGGAUGCCUUCAAGCCUGAUGGCAAGAACAAUAGCUCUUCAACUAGUACUGCAUUGAAGUUAUUACACAAGGAUGAACAGGGACUAUUUGAUAUUCCAGAGGGCUUUAAAAGAGGUAUUAUUCCUAAUGUAUCUGAAUCCAGUUAUCAAGAGUAUGAUAUUCAAGAUAUGGAAACACUUAAUGAGGUUGAUAACGAAUCUAAAAUCGAAGAAGAUUAUAACAAAGAAAUACUGAGAACAGAAGAAGCAGUGGAGAAGAACACUCUAGAUUUAAUAAAUGCCACUAGCAAGAAAGCAGAUCCAUCACUAAAUGACAUAGAUGACCUGUUACCAAUGGGGAUAGAUUUUGGCCGUACUAUAAUGAAAUCCAAUAAAGAUACGAAAAUGAAAGAAUGGGCUCAUGUUGUUGAUCUGAAUCAUAAAAUUGAAAACUUUUCUGAGUUGAUUCCAAAUCCAGCUAGAACUUGGCCUUUUGAGCUCGAUACUUUUCAGAAGGAAGCCAUCUAUCAUUUGGAACAGAGUGACUCUGUAUUUGUCGCUGCUCACACAUCUGCGGGUAAAACAGUGGUUGCAGAGUAUGCCAUUGCGAUGUCGAAAAGAAAUAUGACAAAAACAAUCUAUACUUCACCAAUUAAAGCGCUUUCAAACCAGAAAUUCAGAGAUUUCAAAGAAACAUUUGAAGAUGUUGAUAUUGGUUUAAUAACAGGUGAUGUCCAAAUAAACCCGGAAGCUAACUGCUUAAUCAUGACGACUGAAAUUUUAAGGUCAAUGCUUUAUAGAGGUGCAGACUUAAUCAGAGAUGUUGAAUUUGUUAUUUUUGAUGAAGUCCAUUAUGUUAACGACCAAGAUAGAGGUGUGGUUUGGGAAGAAGUUAUUAUCAUGCUACCUCAACAUGUCAAGUUUAUUCUGUUAUCAGCCACUGUCCCAAACACUUACGAAUUUGCUAAUUGGAUUGGAAGAACAAAACAGAAAAAUAUAUAUGUUAUCUCAACUCCAAAGAGACCUGUUCCGUUGGAGAUUAAUAUCUGGGCUAAAAACGAACUGAAACCUGUAAUUAACGAGAAGAGGGAAUUUUCUGAUGCAAAUUUCAAAAAACACAAAUCCUUGAUAGAUGGUAAAUCGGCAAAAGAGCUGACAAGUAAGAAUAGCACAGCGACAAAUUCUCGUGGUGGAGCAGCUACAAGAGGAAGAGGUGGCUCAUCAAGAGGUAAUUCUGCGAGAGGAGGGAGAGGUGGAAGAGGAGGAUCCCGUGGUGCUGGUGCUAUAGGUUCUAAUAAGAGUCAAUUUUUCAGAAAGGGUGGUCCAAACAAAAAAACAUGGCCAAAUCUGGUCGAUUAUUUGAGGAAAAAGGAACUGCUUCCUAUGGUUGUAUUUGUAUUCAGUAAAAAGAGAUGUGAAGAAUAUGCUGAUUGGCUAGAUGGUAUUAAUUUCUGUGAUGCAAAAGAAAGAUCUCAAAUUCAUAUGUUUAUCGAAAAAUCUAUAACUAGAUUGAAAAAGGAAGAUAGAGAUUUACCCCAAAUUCAAAAAAUCAGAUCCUUACUAGAGCGUGGUAUUGCUGUACAUCAUGGUGGUCUAUUACCGAUUGUAAAAGAAUUGAUUGAAAUAUUGUUCUCUAAAGGAUUUAUUAAAGUCCUUUUUGCUACUGAAACGUUUGCUAUGGGUCUAAACUUGCCUACCAGAACAGUUGUUUUUAGCGAAAUUCAAAAGCAUGAUGGUAAUGGCUUAAGGGACCUAACUCCUGGUGAGUUUACUCAAAUGGCAGGGAGAGCUGGUCGUAGAGGUCUUGAUACAAUUGGUACUGUUAUUGUUAUGGCUUAUACCGAUCCUUUACCCGUUACAUCAUUUAAAGAAGUAACACUUGGUGUACCAACUAAACUAGAAUCGCAGUUUAGAUUGACCUAUAAUAUGAUUCUGAAUCUUUUAAGGAUCGAAGCAUUAAAGGUUGAGGAAAUGAUUAAAUACUCUUUCAGUGAGAAUAGCAAGCAAACAUUACAGCCUGAACACGAAAGAAAAAUCAAUGAACUAAAAGAAAAAAUGGAUAAAAUAAAGUUAAAUGAAGAUUGUGCGUAUUGUUCAAAAGAUUCAGAACAACUUUUGGAUUUAAUUGUUCGUUAUCAAGAUGUUACAUCUACUAUGAUGACAGAAUUAGCAAAGACUGAUGUGAUCUUAAAAACAUUAAAAGUAGGAAGAUUAGUUGUUUACAGAGACAAUGAAGGAUUCCAUAAGCUUGGCUUUAUUUUCAGACUAAACAUUCGCGAAACUAUGGCAAUUGUGCUAUGCGUCUCAAAACCUAAUGGGCUUCCAAAUGGUAAACCUAACUAUUUGCCUUAUCUUGCUUCCAAUCCAAGAUAUAUUCAGAAGAACUUCCAAAGUUUCAAAUCUUGUAGUUAUGUUGCAGAAAAUGUACCUUUAGAAGAAAUUGAGCUUGUAACAGCCUUCACUUUAAGAACGUCAUUGAAUGAUCUAACUAAAGGGGACAAGGCAGCCCAAGAGCAAUUUAAUAAGGAAGUUUCUACACUUUUGAAAAUAUCCAAGAAUUUGAAGGAAUCUGAAGCAGAAAAGAAAGCAAAUAUAAAAGUUCAUCAAAAUGCAAUAGAGAGAAAGAAUAUCAGUACUGAAUUGAUUAAGCUAUCGUCCAUCAAAUGUCCAAAUCUGGCGGAGCAUUUCUUGCCUAUCUAUGAGAAGUAUAAUUUGGGCAAAGAAAUAAAAAACCUUUACCACUUGAUGUCAGAUCAAAACUUGAAUCUAUUACCCGACUAUGAAAAGAGACUAACUGUUUUAUACAAGACUGGAUUCAUUGAUAAAAACCACAAUGUAUUAUUAAAGGGACGUGUUGCUUGUGAAAUCAAUUCCGGAUACGAGCUAGUGUUAACGGAGUUGAUUCUAGACAACUUUUUGGGUAAUUUUGAACCGGAAGAAAUAGUGGCCCUUCUUUCUGUAUUUGUAUAUGAGGGAAGAACGAGAGAAGAAGAAAUGCCUGUAAUAACUCCAAGGUUGACAAAAGGUAAAGAUAGAAUCGAAGAAAUUUAUAAGAACAUGCUGUCAGUAUUUGAAGAAGAGCAGAUACCACUAACUAAGGACGAGGCAGAAUUUCUGGAAAGAAAACGUUUCGCACUAGUUAAUGUCGUAUAUGAGUGGGCAAGAGGUAUGUCAUUUAAAGAGAUCAUGGAAAUAAGUCCGGAAGCUGAAGGUACCGUUGUCAGAGUAAUCACUUGGCUAGAUGAAAUCUGCAGGGAAGUUAAAACGGCUUCUGUCAUCAUUGGUAACACUAACCUUCACUUAAAGAUGACUAGGGCCCAAGAGCUUAUUAAAAGAGAUAUCGUUUUUGCAGCAAGUUUAUAUUUAUGA